Episyrphus balteatus (marmalade hoverfly) is the source of this 9485-nucleotide messenger RNA. RefSeq names its product transcription factor mef2A. NCBI's taxonomy places the organism in Eukaryota, Metazoa, Arthropoda, Insecta, Diptera, Syrphidae. The transcript is spliced from 6 exons. The record is from RefSeq and is a predicted model, not a curated record. Gene Ontology annotation, molecular function: zinc ion binding; nucleic acid binding. Bases 782 to 3529 code for a protein of 915 amino acids.
AAAUGGUGAUUCUGCGGACAUGACAUAUUUCAAACAUCGAUGUGUCGAACAAAAAUUCUUGAUAGUCGAACUGUCUCGGGCGGACAAAAUAAUUAAAUUCCUUUUUUAAGAGAGGCUAUGUUAAAAAUUGGCUAAAUAAUUGACAAUAUUCGAUUUGUUCAAUGAUACAAAUAAGUAUGAAAUUUCAAUAUAAAUCAUGCUGGCAAUUAUACUGUAUAAAUAAACAGUAUUGUAUUGAAUGAAAAAUUCCAAUAAGCAAAAUCUCUAAAUAUUAAGCGACGAUAAAUUGUGCAAAUCGUUGGUACAGUGCAAAAAAAAAAUUGUCAGUAGUUGAAAAAAAUAAGAACAAAAAAAAAGAAUUAGCAUCGCAGCUAGUUUUCAUAUCAAUUCAUUGAAGGUGGUAUAUUAGCUUAUUUGUAAUAAUAUUUUACACAGCAGUAACAGAAACUUAUUUAUUUUCUAAAGUUUACUACGAAUAUAAGUAAAAUCAAAAGACUACAAAAUCGUGUGGUUAACGAUUGUUCGAAAUAUGAAUGAAAAGAAAUAUUGCCAGCAAUAAAGUAUAGUUCGCACUUAAAUCAGACCGAGCUUCGAAUGAAAUACAAAAACAAGAGAGAAUAUAAGUGCGUAUCGAAAGAAGGAUUUUCGAUAAAAAGAAAAUUCAAAGUGAAAAAUUUAAAUUGAAAAGUGAAAAGUGGACGAGGAUUGUCGAUCCGAUUGCUAUACAUACCAAAGGAGUGAUUAUCGGUACACCGCGUGCGAUAUCAAUGCAUCUCUGGAAAUGAUUUGUAAAAAGGACGUCAUUUCAUGGUUUAAAGAACUAGAGAGCUAUAAAAGGAUUGACACUAUGUGCGCCCUUUUAAAUAUGUGCCUCCCAUUUGAGUUGCGAUUCCUAGGAACUUGUUUAGAGGAGUUGGGUCGAAGAGACUCUCAGGAACUACGCGGAAUAGAAUUACGAGUUAAUAAUCCUCAAGAUCUUGCCAUUGAUAUGGUAGCUUGUCAGAAGGGUGAACCGACAGACAAGAAAAUUCGGCGGAAAAUGGCAUUAUAUUUAGCUUUGAUUCGAGCAUGUAAUCGUUCGUGUGUUACUGAGAUUUUCAAGACCUUAGAUGGUUGGGGUCGCAGAGAUUUUAGCAAGCUAAAUGAUUCAGACACAUUGCAGGAGUUGUUGUUAGUGUACACAAUGGCGGCCAAUCAUCCGGUGUUCACUUUUGAACAACAUAUGACUUGUGCCGAGGUAUUUGAGAAGAUAAAAGAGAACAGAUUGGUUUGUAGAGAGCAGCAGCAACAGCAAGCGCCAAGACCAGUAACGACAACAUCAAAUGAACAUCAUCAGAUGCUAAUACCACACCAACAGCCACAUCAAACCAUACAUAUGCAUCCGGGACAGCAUCAGUCGAUGCAACAACCAAUUCAAGUAAUAUCGCAAGGCAGCAUACCAAUAAGUUUUCCCCAAGCUCACUUGUCAAAGAUGAUUCCAUCUGAUGGUACACUUCAGCAUCAGAUAACAGUUGACGGUAUAACGCAUAUGCUCUCAUCAAAUAUCGCCAUUCCAGCUGAACUGACUAUAGCACAUCCUAAUGCAUGGUCUGUAAGGUCAAAUAUGCAAAAUUAUAAUCCCAACCUAGUCGAGCAACACCAUCCGCAAUCUUCUUCUCCAAUGUUAAGUCAGCAAUCAUCACCUUCAAAUAGUCGUGCUACAAGUCCCAACCGAACAAGUGGCAACAAUUUGUUUCAAGGUCAACAACAACAGCAACAAACGAUACAGCAAGUGCGUAACUUACAGCGAACCGGAUUACCGCUUCGAACUGUAAGAAGACCAUCGACAGAAACAACGCCUCCACCAGCUAUGCAACAGCACCAGCAAAUGAUGGGAUCUAUUAGCAAUGAGAUGAUAGCUCCUCAAAAUAUUAAAACAAUGGAAGAGGGUAUGGUAAAUAGUGAAAACUCUAUGACACAGCUUCAGGCUUUGAUUCGCAACGGCUAUGCUAGACCCGGAAAUCACACACUCCCAAGGUUAUCAAAAUCAGCAAUUAAUUUGCAACAACAUCACAGCCAAAUGCAACAGCAACAUCAGCAACAACAUCAACAGCAACAACAACACCAACAACAGCAUAACCAACAACAACAACAUCAGCAACAUCAACAUUUUCAGCCGCUUUCGUCUAGCAACUUCGGCAUAAGUUCAAGUUUAGCGUUUACUUUACAGAAUAUGUCGCUUGUUGAAGGACAGCAUCCACAAAUGGAAAACAGCAUUAUGACGGUGAUGAAUCAACAAAAAAGUACUGGAAGCGAUUCAGGAAGUUCAGUUGGAUCUUCAGGUGAUAUAUCACCACCCGAAACACCAAGCUUAAUAAAUAAUAGCAGUGGAAUAGGAAACGUGAAAAUUAAUGAGCAGCAACAUAAGCAACAAGUUACUCAAAAACAACAACAUCAAAUUAAUUACAACAAACAAAUAGGCAUUGCCAGAAUAAAUGGCCGGCCUGAUAAGUUGCUGCCAAUCAGUGUUGGUUCUAAUACUGGUUCUGCAACUCUUAUUUAUCCAGCUGCAACUAGUCCCCAACAGCAUUAUUUAGGGAAUGAUAUCAUACUGAGCAGUGGUCCCAAUAUGAUACAAUCUUCUUUGACAAAUAAUAAUCAAGUUGGUGGAUCGGGAAAUGAUGGAGGAGGUUCUACGGUAGUAUGCAGCGGUGGAAUAUCGGGAAAUAAUAACCUUGGAGGAAACACAGUACUCAUUACAUCGCCUUCGGCAAUAAAUGCUGCGAGUGGCAGUGUUAUAAGUAACGUGAUCACUUCGAACUCAGUUAUUUUGCAACCAGGACAGCACCAGCAGUAUUCGGCGGCCCAUCCUUAUCAUGCCCAACACAUAGCUUCGACGACGCGAUCGCCAAUAAUUCCCCAUAGUCAUGGAAUAGCUGGACCAUCGCCACAUGGGACUUUCCGCUUGCCCUCUUUUCAAAUUCCACCAAACGGAGAAUUAAUCUAUCCGUAUCACCCAGCCGGUAUUGCAUUUUUAUCGGGAACGGCUCCUCCUCCUACAGCUGUGGGUGGUGUCCGGUCCUCGCCUACAACUUCCGUACCUCCCCCGACUACAACGAAUGUUAUUCAACUGCCGCAACCACUACCACUUCAGCAACAGUCAGUGCUGUCUCAGGCUCAAACAAACCCUCCUCCACCCAGUACCGCGCUUUUGACCACGUCGCCUUAUACAUCAUUAACAGUAGGAGUAAGCAAACAGUUGUCCUGUUAUAACUGUGGCUCACAGAGCCACAACGGCCGCGAUUGUAAUGAAGCGUCUAUGGAGGAUGUCACUAGAGGAGCUAUCUAUAAGUUGGAUUAUUCAGUUUCAUCAGUUUCACCAUCAGGACCACAAACAAGUGGAGAAAGCAUUACGGGAAACAAUAGCAAUUGCAUUGGUUGCACACAGCUGUCCAUGACAACUAACGAAAUGGGCGCAGAAUCUACAUCUCCCACAGCGUCAACUUCUUCGUCGUCUUCGUUAUCGAAUAGCAACGUUAAUCCGAAGUGAUCAUUUUAUAAUUUUUAUAAUAAGACUAUAAUAUUAGAUGAGGAAUAAAAUAUAUACCUAUUAAUAAUUAAUUUUUCAUAAAAAAAAAAAAAUAUGUCCAACGUCAGUUGUUAAAAAAAAUUAUCUAUUAUUAAACUUUUAUUCCAUUGUUAUUUUUUCUUUUAAAUUUGUACCUAUGAAAAAAUAAGAAAAUAUUGGUUUACAUUUAAUCGGAGGCAGAAAUCAAAUUUCUAGCUAUCAUUAAGAUGGCAAAAAGUAAUGAAAUAUUUUUUUAAAUUUAUUGUUUUUUGUUGUAUACAAAAAAGUUCGUAAAAAUGUAUUUGGAAAAAAGUUUUAAGAGUGCCAUUUUUUAGACAAUUGUUUAAAAAGUACAUGAUUUACACGAACAAACAAAAACUAUUAAACAAAAUUAAAAACGUUUCUAAUGCUCAGCACAACAGCAUAUUCAAAACGACUCAUCAUUAACUUCAUGUAAUAAGAACUAACUUAUUCAGACAAACAAUAACAACAACAAAAAAGAAAUAGUGUUUAGCGUAAAGCUAAUGUAGCGUACAACAACUUACUUAAAUUUUAAAUACAAUUAUUAAAUGUAAAAAAUACUUAUAUAAAAUAGGAAAGAAAGUUAAGAAAAUAAAUAAAAAAAACUUAAAUUAGCUUGCAAACAAUAAAAUAAAUUUUAAAUGACUUGCUAGAUCUUAAGCGAUUAAAAAAGUACUUUUUGACAACAUACUAUUCUUAUUAACAAAACCAAAAUAGAAAAUUAAUAAUUAAAUUACUUCGACUGAUGUAUCUUGGUUUUAUUUUUCGUUCCUUGCUUCUACUUAUAAUGUCUUAUUUGAACUACAUAAGGAAAUUUUAUAUCUAAGCAUCUCGAAUCAUUUGGUGCAGAAAAAAACAUCUUCAAAAAGAAUGAAAAAGUGGAAGGUUUGGUGUAAUUAUUUAAAAUUACUAACAUUCAGAUCUAUUCUGGAUGAAAACUUCCUGAAAGAAUUGUUUUUAAUCAAAAAACUGGCAGAGCUUUUGUUCCCUUUUUAACAAUAAAGGAACGAAAUUUAAUAUAAAGAGAAGCCGUAUUCUGGAAAACGACUUUCUCGAUUAUACAGGGUGAUUCAGGAGUAAUGUGCCAAAAAGCUGAAGCAUGUAGGUUGGGUUGAGACAAGAAAAAAAUCGUAUGGGAGGGGUUUAUAUUCACCCUCGUUUAGCCGGGUGGUGCAAUUUUCUAAAAAAAUUAUUAAAAAUCAACCUACAAGAAUGUGCUAUACCUCUUUGUUUUUGAAUAAAGCUGAUUAAUGAAACAGUCUUUCAAAAAAUAACCUUCAAAAUCAAAAUUUUGAAAAAAAAAUGUUCAACUAAUUUUUUUCAAAAUUUUAUGUAGUGGUGGGGCAAUUUUCUAAAAAAAUUACUUAAUUUGGAAAAAAAAAUUAUUAAAAAUCAAUCUGCAAUGACGUGCUAUACCUCUUUGUUUUUGAAUAAAGCUGAUUAAUGAUACAGUUUUUCAAAAUAUAACCUUCAAAAUCAAAAUUUUGAAAAAAAAAAAUUUGAAAAAAAAAAUGUUCAACUAAUUUUUUUCAAAAUUUUAUGUAGUUAAUAUGUAGACCAGUGCCGAAGCCUUCAAAAACAUUAAAAAGUAAGAAAAAAUCGUAGUAGGAUGAAACCCAUGGGAAAAGGAGGUGAAUAUGAUAAAAAUGAAAGGAAAAAUAAAUUACGGGCGAGUCGAGUUCGGGAAGUGGUAGGGUUGAGUUUUUAAUGGUAAAAAAUGGUAUAUCUCGAUUUCCGGCAAAACUACAAGUCCUAUGGAAAAAAGUUUUAUGGCAAAGUUGUAGGUAACGAAAAGAUCUAGCAUAUGUUUUAACAAUUUUUUCACAUAGGUAUAACCACAAAUUUAUGUGAAAAAUUAAAAAAAAACGAGUUUUUGGUUUUUUAUUUUUAUCUUUUUCAAAAAAAUGUUUUUUUUUUUCUACGAAAUUUGGUGAAAAUCUAUCUUAUUAUGUCCUAAACACACAGUAAUUUACUUGAUUUAAAAUAUUUAUUUUGUAACCCUAUUUUAACUUAAUAUAAAAAAACACUCUAAUUUUCAAUCGAAAAUUCACGUGUCAAAAUAUCAGCUUUUUAAAAAAAAUCGGUAAGUAUUUUGUUUCUUAAAAUCUCUACUUUCUGAUGGUGUAAACAAAAAUUUACAUUAGCAUAUCUUAUGUUACAUUGAUAAAUGUUACGGUUUUUUGUAAUUAAAGUGUAGGUAAAUUUUAAUAAAUAGGCCAAAAUUGAAAAUAAUGAUAAAAAAAAUCUCGAAUUUAAGCUUUUUCAUUUUUUGCAUUCUCCGAGAACAUCAACUAUGGUAUACUAAUUUUUUGCCAUAAAACUUUUUGCCAUAGGACUUGUAGUUUUGCCGGAAAUCGAGAUAUACCAUUUUUUACCAUUAAAAACUCAACCCUACCACUUCCCGAACUCGGCUCGUCCGUAAUUUAUUUUUCCUUUCAUUUUUAUCAUAUUCACCUCCUUUUCCAAUGGGUUUCAUCCUACUUUGGUUUCUUUUGGUUUCAAAAACUAUCAACCCUGGGCUAUAAGUACUAUUUUAGUUUUCAAAAUAAAUUGCUCUUAUUUGUUUUUAAACAAAAACAGAAAACUGUAUCCGAAAAUGUCUCUUCGUUUUCGAGAAAUUAAUAAAAAACCAAAACUUCUUUUUUGUUAAGAAAAAAAUCAUUCUUCAAUGGGUUUUAAAAAUAAAAUACCAAAAAAUCAUUAAAUUUGUUUGUGCAAAACAUAUGCAACUUUGUCUUCCAUCUUUACAAAAUAUUUGUAAAAGCCACUUUUACCGGAAGAUUUGGAAUGGAAUUGAAUUAACUUAUUAUUAUUGUUCUUAUUGUUUGGUUCAAUUAAGACUUGUGGAAAGUUUCUUUGUCACAAUGUUUCGAAAACAGGUCCCUCUGAACAUUGAACUCAAUAAAAUAAUUAAUAAAUAUAACGGUAAACCGUCUCGAAAAAUAAAUACACGAAAUGUUAUAAUAGCUGCGUUCCUUUGGAAAUAUUUAUCUACUUUUUAGUACUUAAAGCUGCUUUGAACUACUUUUUCAGUAUAGCAAAGUAGUUUUAAGUAAUAAAAAGUAGAUAAUGUAAUGUUUUAUUCCGGGUUCACAAUAAAACUUAUUUAAUUUCCACUUAUAUUUCCGUUCAAAUAAGAACACACUUUAUUUCAACUCAAUUUACUUUUAUUAUUCGCUCAAACAAACACACGUUUAAAUCACUUUAUUUACUACUAACAAUUCGCAACACUUUAUUUCACUUUGUACUGUACUCUUUCACUUUCAAGAUUAAACUGUCUCCGGUCGGUGUCUACGCUGCCUUUUAUACCGGAAUCUCGAGACUCGAGAACGUCCUCGAAGGCUCUCGUCCCUGUCUCUCGAAACUUCCUUUCCACGAAGGGCACUUCAUACUUCCAGUCUAGUGGGAUAUUUUGAGAUGUGUUCAGUGUGGGAUAUUUUGAGAUGUGUUCAGUGAGAUAUUUUUAGAUGUGUUCAGUGGGAUAUUUUUAGAUGUGUUCAGUGAGAUAUUUUUCUUAAUUACUAAAGGUCCGUUCACAUUUCUACCUUUGCAGUAGUAGGUAGUGUGUUCAGACUUUUAUCUUAAAAGUAGUUCAGUAAUUCAUCGUUACAUUGCCCCCCUCUUAGGAUUGUUCGUCCCGAACAACUCCAUUGCUUCUAUCACCAUUAUAACGAUGUAAACGGUCACAAUGAACUACCUUUACAGGGCUAUUCUGGAGUUGUGAUGCUCACAAGUCACAAUUUUUUGUGAGGUUUUUUUUGUGAGGUUUCUUAUGAGAUUGUCACAAUUUCGUCAUAAACAAAAAAUACCAAGACUGGAAACUCGGCGGUCAACUGACGUUUGCCUACAAGCUGCGAGGUGUGGUGAAUGUCGUGAACUUAUCGUUGUUUUCGUGUCCGAUGUGAGGUGAAUGUCGUGAAUCUAUAAAUGUGUGCGUGUUAACGUCAUUUACCAACGUGGUGGCUUUCACAUAUAUUCACAGACAACACUGUACACAAAAGGGUUUUGGGCAUAAACAAAAAAUACCAAGACUGGAAACUCGGCGGUCAACUGACGUUUGCCUACAAGCUGCGAGGUGUGGUGAAAGUCGUGAACCUAUCGUUGUGUUCGUGUCGGAUGUGUGGGGAAUGUCGUGAAUCUAUAAAUGUGUGCGUGUUAACGUCAUUUACCAACGUGGUGGCUUUCACAUAUAUUCACAGACAACACUGAUCACAAAAGGGUUUUGGGGGGGAAGACGUAGGAAAUUUUCCAGUCUUGGUAUUUUUUGUUUAUGGUUUUGGGGGGAAAGACGUACGAAAGUUUCCAGUCUUGGUAUUUUUUGUUUAUGAUUUCGUAUUCUGCGAAAAACCUCAUAAGAAACCUCACAACAAAUUCACCACGAUAGAGGAAAAAUGUAAACUUGGCGCAGUUCAAGACAUUCGUCGAGAUGGACUCCAACCUAUAGUGUACCAGGCAGUCAGAGGGACUCAAAAGAACGUGUAACUCAUCAAAAGAUGAGAUUAUAGUUUGGAAGUGUUUGGAUCACCGGCAUCGGAUGGCAUAAGUAGUUACCUAUUACAACGGCAAGUAGUAUUAAUUGCAUUAAAAUCAAGUCAUGCAAGUGAAUGCAAUCCUACUCCGCUUUUUGUAUAUAAAGAUUUUUACUUUUAGGAAACCAAUGGCUCUCAAAGCGCCCAUAUUAGAUUGAUCAAUUGAAGAGUGAAUGUGAAAAGAUUGCCACUUUGGCUUAAAGUAUCGGCAAAGGUGCCGCAACCCCAAUCGCUAGCCCGAAACUUAUUUCGUUCUCAUCCAAAGCAACAAAACUCCGCAAUCUUGUCAAAAAAAAGGACGACAAAUUGGUUGUCCGUCUUGGUGGCAAUGAAGAACUACAAAAAUUUGAACUCUCUGGUUUCCUGGUACUGAGAAUCUGAUACGUUCAGACGAAUUAAGCUGGAAAACAAAGCCAAACAUGGAAUUUAAAUACGAACGCAUAAUUGUUGACAAAUAAUUCUUCAAAACACGCUCACAAAUCGGACUCAAUAACCAAGCAUAUUUCACGCACAUAUGCAUGACAUAUUACAACUAUCUAACAACACUUCCAACUAAUGGAUUUCAACCUCCUCCAAAUAAUUUAUAUAAGUAAUUCAAUUUCACUUAUGAAUAAAUGGCUAUUUAUCAAAUUGAAUAUUCCAAACAACCUUCGAUGUAGACAAAUUUCGUCAUCAACAAUAACAUCCAUUCCAUACACCUUAUUUACCAGACAGAAAAUUUCAACUCGAAGUAGGCUGUAAUCGUUCAAAAAAAAAAAUGAGGAAUAUGGAGUGAUCUGAAAAGGCAAUUUCUUGGUUUGGGCUUUCAAGGCCAUAUUAGUUACAUGGGAAAUCACAUUCGCACAUUUGUUUCCUAACGUCAUUGAGUUCCUGUUAGAUGCUCUAAUAUUCGAUGUGAAUUUUUGCAAAUGGGCGAGUAUACGUGAUACCUCUCGACAAAAGUGCAACAAAGCGGACUGUUGCAAUUUACUCCAGAGGAUGUUGUAAUUAACUCCAGAGGUUUGGACUAGCAGGACUAAAGCCAGAACUAUAAUUGGCGGAUGGAGUCGGAUGCUAAUGUCAAUUGUUGUUGUAUUUCCAUAAGUUUCCAUCCGACGAGUGCGCUCGUCACCGCACUCGUCGGAUGGAAACUUAUGGAAUUACAACAACAAUUGACAUUAGCAUCCGACUCCAUCCGCCAAUUAUAGUUCUGGCUUAACAUUCGAUGGCUGGUUUCGAAUUCGACACCCAUGUGGUUUGCUGAUGUGUUUAUUUUGGAGGGUGGGCUUAUUUAGUUUUGUCUUAUUUUAAGAGAUAACAAAGUAUCUUUUAAAUGCAACCAAAACAAUAUAUUGUGAUUGGAUGGAAGGUUAAUGACUGUUCGAGUAUUUGUUGCACCCUCUGUAUAG